GCCGCGGGUCAAGCCGUUCUAUGGUACGACCCACCGGUUUCCCUGGGAUUGAGCCUGACUUCCGUGCUAACUAUUUACAGCCGUCAAGUGCAACCCGGACACGAAGCUCCUGGAGCUGCUGUCCGCCCUCGGCACCGGCUUCGACUGCGCCUCGAAGGCCGAGAUCGAGCAGGUCCUGAAGCUGGGCGUUGACCCCUCGCGCAUCAUCUACGCGCAGCCCUGCAAGACCAACUCGUAUGUGCGUUAUGUCGCCCAGCAGGGCGUGCGCCAGAUGACCUUCGACAACGCCGACGAGCUCCGCAAGAUCGCGCGCCUGUAUCCUGAUGCAGAGCUCUUCCUGCGGAUCCUCACCGACGACUCCUCUUCGCUCUGCCGUCUCAGCCUCAAGUUCGGCGCUUCGCUCGAUUCCACCGACAGCCUCCUGGCUCUGGCACACGAACUCGGCCUCAAUGUUGUGGGCGUCAGCUUCCACGUCGGCUCGGGCGCCUCGGAUCCCGCUGCCUUCUUGAAGGCCGUUCAGGAUGCCCAUGUGGUUUUCCAGCAGGCUGCUUCUCACGGAUUCUCGCUCAAGACCCUGGACGUGGGCGGUGGCUUCUGCAGCGACAACACCUUUGAACAGAUGGCUGGCGUGCUCCGUGCCGCUCUCGACGACUACUUCCCGGCCCACUUGGGGAUCAACCUCAUCGCGGAGCCCGGCCGCUACUACGCGUCCGCGGCCUUCACCCUCGCUUGCAACGUCAUUGCCCGCCGCACCAUUGAGGACAUGUCGGCCGCCAGCUACAUGGUGUACGUCAACGAUGGUCUGUACGGCAACUUCAGCAGCAUCAUGUUUGACCACCAGCACCCUGUCGCCAAGGUGCUGCGGUCCGGCGAUCGUACCAUGUACGACACCCCUGCCGCCGACGCCACUGACGAGGCCGACGGCAUCGAGUACAGCAUCUGGGGCCCCACCUGCGACGGUAUCGAUCGCAUCACCGAGAGCAUCAAGUUCCCCCACCUGCUCGACGUGGGCGACUGGCUGUACUUUGAGGACAUGGGAGCCUACACCAAGUGCUCGGCCACCACGUUCAACGGGUUCACCAACAGCCAUGACGUCAUCUAUGUGUGCAGCGAGCCGGGCGCGAAGGCUCUGCUCGAUCUUGAUUGAAACGGCUAGUCUGAAGGCGCUACUGGAGUGACUUUUAAGGACUGUCAUUGCCCCUGAUUUGUGAAAGACGGGGGUCACUUUCACUUCUUUUACUGCUUUAUAGAAAAUGGUGAUGGGGGCUAAGUCCUCGGUUGAGAUUCGAUAGGAAAAACGAAUAGAGACAUCUAUUCCCAGAAUUGUCGCCUCCUUAAAAUAUCGAUCGAUUCCUCGAUGCACAGGAUACUAACGGAGAGAUGGUCAGGUGUAACAAUAAUAACCAUAUGCGGGCCGCC
This is a messenger RNA of Chaetomium fimeti, 1419 nucleotides long. Its product is annotated as pyridoxal-dependent decarboxylase. The transcript has a single exon. The annotation marks the transcript as partial. The record is from RefSeq and is a predicted model, not a curated record. NCBI's taxonomy places the organism in Eukaryota, Fungi, Ascomycota, Sordariomycetes, Sordariales, Chaetomiaceae. Gene Ontology annotation, molecular function: ornithine decarboxylase activity. Gene Ontology annotation, cellular component: cytoplasm.